Molecule: messenger RNA, 1059 nt
Organism: Hemisphaericaspora subhashii
Lineage: Eukaryota; Fungi; Ascomycota; Pichiomycetes; Serinales; Debaryomycetaceae
Exons: 1
Coding region: 1-1059 (352 amino acids)
Biological process (GO): endoplasmic reticulum unfolded protein response
Cellular component (GO): endoplasmic reticulum membrane; Hrd1p ubiquitin ligase ERAD-L complex
Molecular function (GO): misfolded protein binding; ubiquitin-specific protease binding
Source: RefSeq, a predicted model, not a curated record
AUGUCAUCAAAUCCAAUUCUAGCUAGUAUCAAAAGGAUUCCACCAGUUACAAGAUUCUUUACUAUUGGAUCAGUAUUAGCAUGUAUUGGAAUAUCAACAUUUAAUGGUUUUGAUAAAUUAUUUAUUAAUUAUCCAAUUUUAAGUUAUUUAAUUUUGGUAACAAAGUAUUCAUUUCAAAAUGAUAAAACUUAUCUUGCUAAAUCAAUGACUUUAUUUACUGGUUUAAUUCAAUUUUAUAAAUUCUUUUCAUCAUUUAUAAUUCCUCUGGGAAUUCUACUGAAAGAUAUAAGUACUUUAUUAAAUAUUUAUUUCUUUUAUACUUUUUCAAAUCAUUUAGAAAUUGGUAAAUUUGGUGGUAUUUUUCCUGAUUAUGUUUGGUUUAUCUUAUUAAAUGGUAUUAUGAUUCAAAUAGUCCGGUUAGGAUUAGAAUGUUUAUCUCCAACUAUUGCUCUGAUGAUUACUUAUCCUCAUGAAAUGUUAUUAGCAUGUCUUACUUAUAUUUGGUCAAGACAAAAUAAAAAUGCUACAAUUAAUUUAAUGGGUCUUAUUCCAAUAAAAGCUUAUUAUUUACCUUUAGGUAAUAUUAUAGUUAAUGGUAUUGUAGGAGGUCCAAUUGCUGUAACUGGUUCAUUAAUUGGAAUUAUGUCAGGAUAUUUAUAUCUUUGUUUACAAUCUCAAACAACUCCAAUUUAUAAUUUAUUUCCAGGAGCUUAUGGAACUCCCAUGAAUAGAACAGCUAGUGGUAGAAGAGUAGGUGCUACAUCUAUUGAUCGUCCAGGUACUAGAACUCCUAUUGAAGCUGAAUUUAUUGGGGAUUCAAUUUAUGAUUCUGGGUAUUUAAGAGCUCCUACUUGGUUAUAUAAUUUUUUGAAUUAUCCACGCGUAAGACCAAAUAAUGGAACAGUUCCAUUAGUAAAUAGAACUGGAAAUAUGUCAAGAAUGCAACAACAACAAGCAACUGCAGAUAGUGUUAGUUCUGGUAACUCAUGGUUUAGUGGGAAUAAAGCAGAUGGAGAAAGUCCUGUCUUUAGAGGAAAAGGUCAAAGAUUAGGAGGUUGA